UAGGUUUUUGGCUAUAUACCUGAGAGCGGUUAGCCCGUGUCAACUGUGAACUUCUCGACUGAAAGCCAUGGCGUCGGAGAGUAAGCAGAGCUUUAACCUUGAUGCUGCCACCAAGGGAAACAAGAGAAAGCGUUAUCUUCCUCACAAUAAACCGGUGAAGAAGAAGGGCACAUAUCCAUUACGCCCAGGCGUACAAGGAAUUUUCAUCACUUGUGAUGGGGGAAGGGAACAUCAAGCCUCACGAGAAGCUCUCAAUAUCAUUGAAUCGUUUUAUGAAGAGCUAGUUCAUGGAGAAGAUUCAAAUGUUAAACAGCUACCCAGUAAGCCUUUGAAUACCAAAAUUACAUUCUCAGAUUCUGACUCUUCUGGUAGUGGUGAUGAUGGUGAUGGUGAUGGUGAUGGUGAUGAGGCAAAGGCGGAGGUACAAGAGGAAGAGGAAAAGGGUGGAAAUAAGAAUAAUUCUGAUAUUCCUAAUCAUCAGAAUGAAACAGUUGAAGAAUCAGAUUCUCAUAAAAUUGAUGAUGGGCUUGCUCAGGAAGAGGAAAAAUUUGAUGAACCACAAGCAAAGAAACAAUGCUGCAAAAUUGAUGGGCAAGCAUGUGAUUCUGAUGGUAAAGGGCAAGAGAAGUCCAUUGACAGAUUGAUUGAAGCUGAACUCGAAGUACUAGGAGACAAGACUAAGAGGUGCUUUUUCAAGCUUGACUCAGGUUGUAAUGGAGUUGUAUUUGUUCAAAUGCGAAAGAAAGAUGGAGGCCUAGGUCCCAAAGACAUAGUACAGCACAUGGUGACAUCUGCAGCAUCGACAAGAAAACACAUGUCUAGGUUCAUCCUGAGAAUUUUGCCAAUUGAACUAGCUUGCUAUGCUUCAGAAGAGGAAAUUUCAAAAGCAAUCAAGCCCCUUCUAGAACGUUAUUUUCCUUUGGAAACUCAAACUCCACAAAAGUUUGCUGUACUGUAUGAAGCCCGUGCAAAUAGUGGCAUUGACAGAAUGAAGAUUAUUGACGCAGUUGCAAAAUCAGUUCCUGGACCUCAUAAAGUUGAUCUUAAGAAUCCUGAUAAAACCAUCGUAGUUGAAAUUGUCAAGACCAUAUGCUUGAUCGGUGUCAUCGAAAAAUAUAAGGAAUUAGCCAAGUAUAAUAUCAGGCAGUUAACAUCGAGAAAAGGCUGAAUGGCAUGCAAAAUGGCACCAAACUUGUUUAGUCACUUCCUAGUUAACCAACUGGUGGUAUAAUUACUGUGCUUUUAAUACAGUUUCUUGUGAUUGUUAAAGCUGUCAUUUUAGGAUUUUCUAGAUUAAGGGUCCUUUUUAUAUCUGUGAUGUUUGUGGAGCAGAUUUUGCCCACCUAGGUAAACAUUUUGAAAUGCCAUGGGAGUAACGUGUUAAAGAAAAAGCUCUACUCUAUUCA
Neltuma alba is the source of this 1406-nucleotide messenger RNA. Its product is annotated as THUMP domain-containing protein 1 homolog. The record is from RefSeq and is a predicted model, not a curated record. The transcript has 7 exons. Gene Ontology annotation, biological process: tRNA modification. Lineage: Eukaryota; Viridiplantae; Streptophyta; Magnoliopsida; Fabales; Fabaceae. Gene Ontology annotation, molecular function: RNA binding. Bases 68 to 1168 code for a protein of 366 amino acids.